Molecule: messenger RNA, 315 nt
Organism: Pieris brassicae (large cabbage white)
Lineage: Eukaryota; Metazoa; Arthropoda; Insecta; Lepidoptera; Pieridae
Product: cytochrome b-c1 complex subunit 6, mitochondrial-like
Exons: 3
Coding region: 66-290 (74 amino acids)
Source: RefSeq, a predicted model, not a curated record
UUCACGACAGCUUGUAACGUAGUUACCGUUUCUAUUGAAGAAAUAUACUUAAGAUCAUAACAAAUAUGCCUGACUACGAUCCGACUUCCGACGAUCAACUGACCAAGGAAAGGGGGAUGUGUGUAGAAGGGGACCAUCACGUCAAGAAAGCUGUAGAGAUAUUGGAAAAGUGUGAAAACCGGGUGAAGUCAAAGGCCUAUACAGCUGAGACCUGCCACCAGGAGGCGAUGGAUUUUAUGGAGGCGCUAGACCACUGUGUUGGCGAAAAAGCCUUCAAACGCCUUGUAUAAUUAUAAUAUUGGUUAUAUAACAACA